UAGUAAUUGAACUCAAUUUAUACGUGUUAGGUGUCGGAGUGAAGUAGAAGAUGAAUUGCUGGUGCAGAGGAGCCUGGCACUUCAGCUUCAACAAGAGCAAAAGUACAAAAUCAUCAAAAUUUUGCUAACACGACUCAAUGGAUGGUACUUCCGAGUACAUAAUUUUGGACAUCCUCAAUGAAUCAAGUGUGACGAAUUUGUCUCAAGAUUGUUGUAUUUAUAAGAUUUCUGAAGAUCUCAGGGAGCAAAACAAAGGUGCCUUCACUCCUCAUUUGAUUUCAAUUGGCCCAAUUCAUCAUAAAAAUCCAAAAUUGGAGCCAAUGGAACAACAAAAAUACUUGUAUUUCAGAUAUUUUCGUGAUAAACUAUCUUCAGAUGAGGACAGACAGAAUUUAGAAUCAUACACUGCUAGGCUUGAAGAGGAAGAAGAACAAAUAAGAAAGUGUUACUCAGAAAAAUACACUCAUUUUGAGACAAAAAGGUUUGUGCGCAUGAUGCUGUUGGAUGCUGUUUUCAUCAUGGAGCUUUUCUUGAGAAAGAAGGAAGGAGAACUUGAUCGUGAUUUCCUAUUUAAGAAUUCUACGAUUAGUAAGAUCAUCGAGAGAGAUUUGAUAUUACUUGAAAAUCAAAUUCCAUUUGAUCGCUUGAAUACAUUAUAUGAUCAGGUUGUACCCACCAAUCGAAAGAAUGAAUUGGCCUGUCUGAGUUUUCUUGAACUUGCUCGACACUACUUUGAAAUUUAUGAUCCUUAUGCUGAUAAGUCAGUGGGCAAAAUCAAUGACAGUAAUUUGCUGAAGCAACACUGGGACAAACCAAAACAUUUCACUGAUUUAAUUAGAUUUUUUAUGAUUCCGCAGGAUUUGGUGCAGGAUUUGACCCCAGAUGAGAAUGAUCGUCUUCCCAUCAUAAAGACUGCGACAAAGUUGAAAGGGGUAGGGAUAACUUUUGAGAAAGCUUCAAACACAUGUUUGCUAGAUGUCAAGUUCGAGAAAAGGGAAUAUUGGAAUCGGUUUAGUUGCUUUGGCUUCUUGCAAAAGAGGCUCAAAGCUCGUUUGCUAAUUCCAGAAUUGAGGGUUGACUACUCCACAGAAUCUGUCCUACGAAACCUCAUGGUCUUUGAACAAUAUUCCUACCCUAAGCAUCAUUAUGUUUCCAGUUAUGUUGCUCUCAUUGGUUAUCUCAUUCACAGUAAAGAAGAUGUAGAUGUGAUGGUUGAGGACAAAGUUAUUAGUCAUGAUCUGGGGAGCGACAAAGAGUUGGCACAGCUGAUCAAUAUUCUUUGCAAAAACACUGUUCUGAAUUCCACAUGCUAUGGCACAGUUUCAAACAGAUUGAAUACGCACUACGACAGCCAAUAUAACAAAACUCUUGCCUUGUUAUCUUCAGUAUACUUCCCGGACCUCUGGAGAGGCACCGCAACAGUAGCGGCCAUUAUUGUCGUUGUUUUUGCAAUCACAAACUUCGUUAAAAUUAUAAGGGAUUUCGCACAUCCUAAGUAAUGCUGUUUUCUCACCUGCUAAUAUUGGUGAUGCUUGUUUUACUUUGUAUUUGUAAUAUUUUUAUGCUUUUAUGACUGUAUUGGAUUUAUUUCAAAACAUAUAAAGAUUGCAUUUUGUCAAUAUCUAUGUGAGAUUCAAUAAAGUUUUACAUUAGUUGUUAA
Prosopis cineraria is the source of this 1660-nucleotide messenger RNA. RefSeq names its product UPF0481 protein At3g47200-like. NCBI's taxonomy places the organism in Eukaryota, Viridiplantae, Streptophyta, Magnoliopsida, Fabales, Fabaceae. Bases 138 to 1499 code for a protein of 453 amino acids. The record is from RefSeq and is a predicted model, not a curated record. The transcript is spliced from 2 exons.